AGAAGAAAGUGUCUCUCUUCCUGCUUAAACCUCUGUCUCUGACGGUCCCUGCCAAUCGCUCUGGUCGACCCCAACACACUAGGAGGACAGACACAGGCUCCAAACUCCACUAAGUGACCAGAGCUGUGAUUGUGCCCGCUGAGUGGACUGCGUUGUCAGGGAGUGAGUGCUCCAUCAUCGGGAGAAUCCAAGCAGGACCGCCAUGGAGGAAGGUCAAUAUUCAGAGAUCGAGGAGCUUCCCAGGAGGCGGUGUUGCAGGCGUGGGACUCAGAUCGUGCUGCUGGGGCUGGUGACCGCCGCUCUGUGGGCUGGGCUGCUGACUCUGCUUCUCCUGUGGCACUGGGACACCACACAGAGUCUAAAACAGCUGGAAGAGAGGGCUGCCCGGAACGUCUCUCAAGUUUCCAAGAACUUGGAAAGCCACCACGGUGACCAGAUGGCGCAGAAAUCCCAGUCCACGCAGAUUUCACAGGAACUGGAGGAACUUCGAGCUGAACAGCAGAGAUUGAAAUCUCAGGACUUGGAGCUGUCCUGGAACCUGAACGGGCUUCAAGCAGAUCUGAGCAGCUUCAAGUCCCAGGAAUUGAACGAGAGGAACGAAGCUUCAGAUUUGCUGGAAAGACUCCGGGAGGAGGUGACAAAGCUAAGGAUGGAGUUGCAGGUGUCCAGCGGCUUUGUGUGCAACACGUGCCCUGAAAAGUGGAUCAAUUUCCAACGGAAGUGCUACUACUUCGGCAAGGGCACCAAGCAGUGGGUCCACGCCCGGUAUGCCUGUGACGACAUGGAAGGGCAGCUGGUCAGCAUCCACAGCCCGGAGGAGCAGGACUUCCUGACCAAGCAUGCCAGCCACACCGGCUCCUGGAUUGGCCUUCGGAACUUGGACCUGAAGGGGGAGUUUAUCUGGGUGGAUGGGAGCCACGUGGACUACAGCAACUGGGCUCCAGGGGAGCCCACCAGCCGGAGCCAGGGCGAGGACUGCGUGAUGAUGCGGGGCUCCGGUCGCUGGAACGACGCCUUCUGCGACCGUAAGCUGGGCGCCUGGGUGUGCGACCGGCUGGCCACAUGCACGCCGCCAGCCAGCGAAGGUUCCGCGGAGUCCAUGGGACCUGAUUCAAGACCAGACCCUGACGGCCGCCUGCCCACCCCCUCUGCCCCUCUCCACUCUUGAGCAUGGAUACAGCCAGGCCCAGAGCAAGACCCUGAAGACCCCCAACCACGGCCUAAAAGCCUCUUUGUGGCUGAAAGGUCCCUGUGACAUUUUCUGCCACCCAAACGGAGGCAGCUGACACAUCUCCCGCUCCUCUAUGGCCCCUGCCUUCCCAGGAGUACACCCCAACAGCACCCUCUCCAGAUGGGAGUGCCCCCAACAGCACCCUCUCCAGAUGAGAGUACACCCCAACAGCACCCUCUCCAGAUGAGAGUACACCCCAACAGCACCCUCUCCAGAUGAGAGUACACCCCAACAGCACCCUCUCCAGAUGCAGCCCCAUCUCCUCAGCACCCCAGGACCUGAGUAUCCCCAGCUCAGGUGGUGAGUCCUCCUGUCCAGCCUGCAUCAAUAAAAUGGGGCAGUGAUGGCCUCCCA
Homo sapiens (human) is the source of this 1585-nucleotide messenger RNA. RefSeq names its product Fc epsilon receptor II (gene FCER2). Lineage: Eukaryota; Metazoa; Chordata; Mammalia; Primates; Hominidae. Bases 203 to 1168 code for a protein of 321 amino acids. The transcript has 11 exons. Gene Ontology annotation, cellular component: plasma membrane; external side of plasma membrane; extracellular region. Gene Ontology annotation, biological process: Fc-epsilon receptor signaling pathway. The record is from RefSeq and is marked reviewed.